Molecule: messenger RNA, 3298 nt
Organism: Etheostoma spectabile (orangethroat darter)
Lineage: Eukaryota; Metazoa; Chordata; Actinopteri; Perciformes; Percidae
Gene: caly
Product: calcyon neuron-specific vesicular protein
Exons: 5
Coding region: 373-981 (202 amino acids)
Biological process (GO): endosomal transport; clathrin coat assembly
Cellular component (GO): membrane; endosome
Molecular function (GO): clathrin light chain binding
Source: RefSeq, a predicted model, not a curated record
UAUUUCCCACAGCCAAAACUCAAUUUCCUGAUCAACCACAAUCCCCGUGAGUCGCGUUCAGAUGCGCAUUCACACUGAGCUGCCAGUUUCCUCCGGAGGACGAGCAGCUCCACGGUUGAAUUACAUGCGCAGUUCUGCCGUGAAUCACACAUCACCACGGCAACCGGCGUUCACACAGAGUCCCCGUCAGCAUCAGUGGGGUCCGAUCCCAUCAACAGACGACAGAGCACAGAACACCACAUAUUCAGGAUUUGAGCCACAAGCAGCGCUGUCACAUUUGGUUAAAAGAACACAGUUUGAGUCAGUCUGACCUAAGCUGUCUGUCCCUGCUCUCCAGAUCUAGCCAAGCUUUUUUUCGACAACAGAGCAGCUAUGGUGAAGCUAGGCAGCAAUCUGUCUGAUAAGCUGGAAAAGCAGCCGUCUGCGGAUGACGGCUUUGAUAACAUUCCCCUCAUCACACCCCUGGAGGUCAACCAGCUCCAGCAGCCGUUUGCAGACAAGGUCAUUGUAAAGACAUUAACACAAUAUCAGCUGCCGCAGAAGAAGAAGAACAAGCUGUAUGUGCCCAACAUCAAGAAGCUGAAUAUCAACUUCUACAGUGAUGUUUCAGAGAAAGCUAAGAUCACAGGUCUGAUCCUCAUUACAUUGGCCUUCCUGACCAGUCUGCUCCUCCUGUUGAUGUACAAAGCCAUGUGGUAUGACCAACUUACCUGCCCAGAGGGUUUUAUCCUUAAGCAGAAGCACUGCACCCCGGCAGCUCUGGAGAUGUACUACACUGAGCAGCAGCAGCAGGGGGUUCCGGGCAUCCACGACGGUGCCAACACCGGGCUGUACGCCGCCCUCAGCCACCUUAACCAUGUCAAGAGGACUGGGUCGGAGCUGCCAUCGCCAUGGUUACCAGUCAUCAGUGCUCUGAAGGAGGCAGAGGUGGCCAAACAAGGCAACGAGCCUCUGCCAGGAGGACUGGAGGGAGAGGAGUGAAGGGGCUGACAGAAACGUAGGUGUUAAAGGUGGAAAUGAUGAUGGGGAGGCAGCAUAGAUUUUUGUGUCUUUCUCCCCUCGUACAGUCCAUCGAAUCACUUGUUUAUACUGGUGCUCCAAAUCCUUAAAGGUGUAACUACUGAACAUUUAAAUCAGCUAUGUAAACCACACUUUUAUUCAACUUUAAAACCAGUAAUAUUCUAUUAAUAUUUAAGAAGCUAAUACUUAACUGUGUGUGUAUUUGUGUGUGUGUGUGUGUGUGUGUGUGUGUGUGUGUGUGUGGUGUGUGAGAGAGAGAGAGAGGGAGAGAGAGAGAGAGAGUUGUUGUGGUUAGAGGCAGGAAUGUUAUUAAAGUCUUGGAGAAUGUGUCUGACUUUUACAGUGUUGCUGAGGCAGGAGUAAUCUCCGCCAUCUGCAUUUAGUGUGUGUGUAAAUACUGUACACUGUGGGUGCUCACAUAGGCCUACAUUUGAACGCAUAUGUAUGCAUAUCUGCGUUUUUGUGUGUGUGUGUGUGUGUGUGUGUGUGUGUGUGUGUAUGCAUACACUAUAUGAUCUGCAUACUUGUCUGAGAAAGUUGGAGGUGAGAGAAGCGAGGUGAGAGAGCUCAGAGUGAGAAGUGAAGAUAACAAGUUUUUAAUGAGACUACUGUGAGUUUCUCCUCAUCACUCCGUCUUGUUAUCGCCCUGUCUAUUCAUUUAGUUUCAGAGGUGGAAUGUACAAAAUCAUCAGUGAAUGUGCUCACUCUUUAAACAUUAAGACAAGGAACUAUAAUUCGCCAUUUAUAUUUUUUGUCAUUUCCUCAUCGUAUUAUCUGGAGACUGUUAGUUGCAGUUCUGUGUGCGUCUACAGUUAGAAUCAGAGGAAAGUGUGUUUAAAGAGGCUCACACAGUGGCUUUGGAAAGUAUCAAACUAUUAAAAAUCUAAAGCUACAACCUCUUUGUUCUUAUGGAUAAUUGUGUGUAGAAUUCAUUGCCAAAAAGUCAAUUUAGUCUGUUUUAAAUUAAAUCUUUAAAUUGCUCAUAUUGUGCUUUUUGGCUUUUUCCCUUUCCUCUAUUGUGUUAUAUAUCUUUUUUGUGCACAUUAUAGGUUUACAAAGUGAAAAAGCCCAAAGUCCCCCCCAAAGGCACAUACCAACUCCAACAGAAAACACUGUUCACAAACUGCUCCAAAAUAGUCCAGCCUUUACUUCUAUGACAAAGGUGCAUCACGUUAUUAUAAUACUCGCCUAUCUGCUAGUGUGGCAUGCCCUCAUACUCUGAUUCUGACUGGCUAGUAGUCCUUACCUAGCUACUGUGCACGUGCAACUCCCAACAAAGAUGGAAUCAAAGUGGGAUGCCUCACUCGGUAGCUAAAACAGAGAGCUCAACACACAGAGUGAAAAGAGGAGCUGCAGCAAUGUGCAGGACAACAAAAUGUGAUGUUUUUUGAAAAUUAAACCAUGUAAACCUAUUCUGGUACAACCUGAAAAUGAGCAUAAUAUGAGGACUUGCAAUCAGUAAAUGGGCCUUGAAUCUUUCUGAAGCCACUCUUCAUUUGAAGACUCUUAUUAUGUUACAUAAUUAUGUGAGUUACUUGCAGUAAUUAUAAAAAAAACUUGAGAGCUUUGAAUGUAUUACUUAAAAACAAUCUAAAUUUUAAUAAUGCUGUAUGUUCAUGUAUGUAAGAUGAUCUUAAACUAACAAUGUAUUAGUUUUGUUACUCAGUUUUGUUUUUGAUUAAUAUUGCUGUAAGUAUUCUGUAAUGCCUCUGUAAAUGAACAUGUACAGUAUAACCACAGGGUUGACUCAUCAUGAUCCUUAUAUGAAUGUAUGAAGUAGGUGCUCUAAUCACGCAGUACAUUAGUAAUUAGUGCUUAUAAUGUACUACCUAAAAGUUUCUAUUGCCUACACAUGUUUCUAUUUAUUUUAUUAACAGACAAUUUACUUGUAUGUUGUUUUGGUGUCUUUUCCACGGUGAAGUUGCAUUUGAAAAUCUUGCUUUAAGAGCUCUUUCACAAUCCAGUGUUCAUCCAUUUUAAAGGGAAAAACUAUGUGAAAAAAAAUAUUGUUUUUCUUCAAUCAUCAUCAGAAAUAGAUCCAAAUUCUUUGACAAAUCCUGAAAUUGGUCCUAAUUGCUUGCUAUCACUUAUUUGACCUACAACUUGUCUUUGUCACUUUUUUAAAUGGUGCAUAUCUUAUUUUGAAACAAAACUCUUCAUGCAAGUAGGACGAAUGUGAGAUCACGGCCCAGCUUGUCCUUUUAGGGUGCCAAACAUUUACAUCAGACCCAUCUGCUCUGAUGUCACUGUCUGAACAGAAAUAAAUGACUCAAGUGUG